This is a messenger RNA of Cantharellus anzutake, 989 nucleotides long. RefSeq names its product DnaJ-domain-containing protein. The transcript has 4 exons. NCBI's taxonomy places the organism in Eukaryota, Fungi, Basidiomycota, Agaricomycetes, Cantharellales, Hydnaceae. The coding region runs from base 48 to 803 and encodes 251 amino acids. The record is from RefSeq and is a predicted model, not a curated record.
CUCUUUACUAACUCUCAGGAUUGUCUUGACCCUGACCGCCCUUCGCCAUGUCAAGUCAACCUCAGAUCCCACAGUACUAUGACCUUUUAGGUAUUCCUCCUACUGCCAGUUUGGAGGAGAUCCGUGCUGCUUAUAAGAAGGAGUCCCUGAGAACUCAUCCUGACCGAAAACCUGAUGCUACCCCUGAGGAGAGGAAGAAAAUGACAGAGCAGUUCCAGGCUGUUGCGGAUGCAUAUUAUGUCUUAUCUAGCCCUCAGCGCCGUAAGGAAUACGAUGCUCUGCUUCGCUCACGCGGAUAUUCUUCGUCGAAGAGUGGGGGUGCCAAUCAGAACUCGGGCGCGGACGCAGGGACUGGGGCUGGCCCAUUUCCGUUCUUCACCACAGACCCAGCUGCAUCUGCAGCUUUCUUCGAGCAAUUCAAAUCUUUCUUCACGCCGCGUGCUGAGCAAGCUUCAUCAUCAGCUUCGAAUCCAGCUGGCAUGGACGCCGAGGGAGAGUUUCGGCGUCCGGAUCCGGAAAGUGUGUUCGGAGAUGUGUUCGAGGAAUUACUUCGCCCUGAAGUGGAGAGGCGCGUAUCAUGGUGGUCAUACCUGGGUGCGCUGAGCGGAGGCACUCUAGGAUACAUACUGGGAAAUAUUCCUGGAGCAAUAGCUGGUAGUGUCGCUGGAAAUCGGCUCGGUGCUAUUCGAGACGCAAAGGGAAAACCAGUCAUUUCCGUUUUUGCACAGUUGGGUGGCAGUCAGAAAGCUGAGAUCCUGAAAGUUUUGGCCUUUAAAGUGCUUGGCUCUAUUGGCUCAAUGUAGCGUGGUGUUCUCCCAUCCUUUGGAUCUUCAACAGCCAGUAUAGUCAUCAAUAUUGUGGUUGCCAACCCACUUAUAAUUUCCGUCCUUUAUCCCAUACCGCUUUGCCCAGCAACGUAUUUUGUGACCCAUGUACAUAUAACGAACGUAAGAACUCUGCAAUACAUGUAUGACCUCCACUGCGUGUCU